Molecule: messenger RNA, 848 nt
Organism: Nipponia nippon (crested ibis)
Lineage: Eukaryota; Metazoa; Chordata; Aves; Pelecaniformes; Threskiornithidae
Source: RefSeq, a predicted model, not a curated record
ACAUCCGCCUGCGCGUCCGCGCCGAGUACUGCGAGCACGAGUCGGCGCUGCGCCGCAGCGUGGCCUCCAGCCGCCCCCGCGGGCCCGGUCGCCAACUGGACGUUUUCGGUCAAGCCAGCGGCGUCCUGAAAUCCCGGGAUUUGGGUUCCAUCCUCUGCGACAUCAAGUUCUCGGAGCUCUCCUACCUGGACGCUUUCUGGGGCGAUUACCUGAACGGCUCCCUGCUGGAGGCCCUCAAGGGGGUCUUCCUGACGGAGGGGCUGCGCCGCGCCGUGGGGCGCGAGGACGUGCGCCUGCUGGUCAGCGUCGACCAGGACGAUUACGAGGAGGGGCGGGGGUUGGGGGAUGCGCGGCGUACGCGGGUCCGUACGCGUGUGUAUACGUGGGUCCAUACGCGGGUCCAUACGUGGGUCCCUAUGUGGCUCCAUAUGUGGGUGUAUACGUGGAUCUAUACGUGGGUCCGUCCGUACGUGGGUGUAUACGUGGGUGUAUACGCGGGUCCAUACGUGCGUGUACGCGUCUGCGUGGCCCCGUAUGGAGCCGGUGGCCGCCCGGUCCGUACGUGGGUCCAUACGUGUGUGUAUACGUGGGUCCAUACCUGGGUCCAUACACGUGUGUACAUGUGGGUGUACACGUGGAUCUAUACGUGGGUGUACACGCAGGUCCGUACGUGGGUGUAUACGUGGGUGUAUACGCGGGUCCAUACGUGCGUGUACGCGUCUGCGUGGCCCCGUAUGGAGCCGGUGGCCGCAGGGGAGCGGAGCCGGGGUGCGCGUGAGGGUAGAGAGACCUAUAGUGCCGCUGUCCGCCUCCGGAGGGAUAAAGGUAAAGCGGUGGGUGGCGUAUAG